AUGAUUACGAUUUUACCUGGACAUCUUUUAAUGGAUGGUCCCUUUGAAAGUUUAUUUUUAUUUGAUUCAGCUGAUUUUGGUGUCGCAGCAAGUAUAAAUGAGACUAUGUGUAAACGAAAAUCAUUUACUGGUACACCAUAUUCGAUGGUACCAGAAGUUGCCGCUGUUGAACGAAAAGGUGGCUAUAAUCAUUUAUGUGAUAUAUAG
This is a messenger RNA of Rotaria sordida, 207 nucleotides long. Lineage: Eukaryota; Metazoa; Rotifera; Eurotatoria; Philodinida; Philodinidae. The record is from the annotation of a GenBank genome assembly.